Messenger RNA from Elephantulus edwardii (Cape elephant shrew), 1371 nucleotides. RefSeq names its product F-box and WD repeat domain containing 9 (gene FBXW9). The transcript is spliced from 10 exons. Lineage: Eukaryota; Metazoa; Chordata; Mammalia; Macroscelidea; Macroscelididae. Gene Ontology annotation, cellular component: preribosome, large subunit precursor. The record is from RefSeq and is a predicted model, not a curated record. Bases 1 to 1371 code for a protein of 456 amino acids. Gene Ontology annotation, molecular function: protein binding.
AUGGAGCUGUCUCCCGGGCCAGGCGAGGCUCUCCACAUUGUGGACGACGACUCGGACCCGGAGCCCGACUCCGACGCUCAGGCCGAGGCCUAUGUGGCCCGCGUGCUGACUCCGCCGAAGGCGGGCCUGGAGCCCGUGCGCGCCCCGCCGCUGCCAGUGCCCACCACGUCCCCCAGUGCCUUGGAGCCGCGGGUGACGUACAAGGUUUCGGCGGCAGGUACUCCGGGCCUGCUGAGCCUGCCCCCGGAACUCUUGCUGGAGAUCUGCGCCUACCUGGACGCGCGCCUCGUGCUCCAGGUCCUGCCGCGCGUGUGCCACGCGCUGCGCGACCUCGUGCGUGACCAUGUCACCUGGAGGCUCCGCGCACUACGCCGCGUCCGCGCGCCCUAUCCGGUGGUGGAAGAGGAGGACUUCGACUGGCCCAGCGCCUGCAUUGAGCUGGAGCAGCACCUGGCGCGCUGGGCCGAGGACGGGCAUCAGGCUGAGUACUUCUGCCUGCCCGAUGGGCACUUUGCUUCUGUUGACUCGGUGCUGCUGCUCCAGGACGGGGCGCUCUGUCUGUCAGGCUCCCGAGAUCGCAAUGUCAAUCUGUGGGACCUACGGCAGCUGGGGUCGAAGCCCAGCCAGGUGCUGGUCAAAGCCCUGGGCACCCCGCCAGACAGCACUCACAAGGGCUGGGUGUGGUCACUGGCGGCCCAGGACCACCGCGUGUGCUCCGGCUCCUGGGACAGCACAGUGAAGCUCUGGGACAUGGCGGCUGAUGGGCAGCAGUUCGGCGAGAUAAAUGGCAAGGCGGCUGUGCUGUGCCUCUCCUAUCAGCCUGACAUCCUGGUGACGGGCACCUAUGACAAGAAAGUGACAGUGUAUGACCCGAGAGCCGGCCCAGCCCUGCUGAAGAGCCGGCAGCUGCACUCGAGUGCAGUGCUGGCCUUGCUGGCCGACGACAGGCACAUCAUCUCGGGCAGCGAGGACCGCACGCUGGUGGUUUUCGACCGCCGGGCCAACAGUGUCCUGCAGCGACUGCAGUUGGAUUCAUACCUGCUCUGCAUGUCCUACCAGGAGCCCCAGCUCUGGGCUGGCGACAACCAGGGCCUGCUGCACGUAUUCGCUAACCACCAUGGCUGCUUCCAGCUCGUUCGGACCUUUGACGUGGGCCACAGGUCUCAGAUCACAGGGAUCAAACACUCGCUGGGGACUUUGUACACCACAUCCACUGACAAGACCAUCCGGGUGCAUGUACCCACAGAUCCGCCAAGGACCAUCUGCACCCGCAAUUACGAUGAAGUGCUGAAUGGGAUCUGUGCUGAGGGCAACCUGGUGGUGGCUGCCUCCGGGGGCAUGUCGCUGGAAGUCUGGAGGCUACAGGCCUGA